AUGGCCGACUUCAACGGGCGUCGUGCGCCCAACUUCUCGCAGUAUCUCAACGACCUGAACACCCUACCCUCGCCCUUCGAGCAGACAGCACAGCCAGACGACCUGCAAUUCGAUGUCGAUGCCGACCUCGCCCUGUUCACGAACGCAGAGUUCCUCGACUUUGACCCGGCUGGAAAUGUCGGCGGUGUAGACGAACAGCAGCAGCCUGUCUCUUCGUCUUCAGGAACCGUGAGCCCGACGAACGGACGGCAGGAUAUGAACUACGUGGGGAUACUGAAUGAUUUCAACAUUUCCAACUUCCCAUAUUUCCAACCACAACCGCAGACGGUCCCAGUCCAGUCGACUACCUAUCCAUCAGCUCAGCCUCUCCCCGCCAACACGCCUCUCCCUCAGAGUAGUCCCAUCUAUCAGCAGCAGCAGCAGCAACAACAACACCAGCAGCAGCAACAGCAGCAACACCAACGUCUCCAGUCGCAACCACAGCUACAGGCGCCACCACCACAGCCAGCAGUAACUCAAUCACAGCCUGCCACUGUUCCAUCAAAAAGGAAGUCUGAUGCCACCACUACCUCAGAGGCAGACCGUCUAGCCCAGGAAGAAGACAAGCGCCGGCGAAACACUGCUGCCAGCGCCCGCUUCCGCAUUAAGAAAAAGGAACGUGAGAAGAACUUGGAAAAGACCGUAAAGGAAGUGACAAGCAAGAACACAGCCCUCGAAUCACGCGUCAGCCAGCUCGAGAUGGAGAACCGAUGGCUCAGAAACCUCAUCGUCGAAAAGAACGGAUCUGCCAUAUCUGAGGGAGAUUUAUCCGGCAUGUUCCAUAAAUACCAAGAGACCACCGGACAACAUCAGAGUCAGAAGCAGGCCCCAACAACAAGUCCUGCUUCUGAGCUCAAGUCUUCUCCAUGA
Nannizzia gypsea CBS 118893 is the source of this 909-nucleotide messenger RNA. Its product is annotated as regulatory protein Cys-3. Gene Ontology annotation, biological process: regulation of transcription by RNA polymerase II. The coding region runs from base 1 to 909 and encodes 302 amino acids. The transcript is spliced from 2 exons. Lineage: Eukaryota; Fungi; Ascomycota; Eurotiomycetes; Onygenales; Arthrodermataceae. Gene Ontology annotation, cellular component: nucleus. The record is from RefSeq and is a predicted model, not a curated record. Gene Ontology annotation, molecular function: RNA polymerase II transcription regulatory region sequence-specific DNA binding; DNA-binding transcription activator activity, RNA polymerase II-specific.